GGUCGUGUUGUUUCAUUAAAACAAAAGAGCUUCGAAACUUCUCUUUACUUCUUCCUUUCAUUGGUUUGGAUUUGUUGUCUUCAUCUUAAUAUGACUAAAUUAUGGACUCUCCUCUCUGCUCUGCAUUCCAUCGCUGGGCCUGUGGUAAUGCUGCUUUAUCCUUUAUAUGCGUCGGUGAUAGCAAUAGAGAGCCCAUCAAAAGUGGAUGAUGAGCAAUGGCUUGCUUAUUGGAUAAUCUACUCUUUCCUUACCCUCACAGAACUCAUCCUUCAAUCUCUGCUAGAGUGGAUACCGAUAUGGUACUCGGCAAAGCUAGUGUUUGUGGCAUGGUUGGUUUUGCCGCAAUUCAGAGGAGCUGCUUUUAUAUACAAUAAAGUCUUGAGGGAACAGUUUAAGAAGUAUGGCAUCCUCAAACCUAAGGUACAACUUCAGGCUGAGUGAUGCGUCAAAAAGAGAAGGGGACAUAAAGAGGCUUUACUGUUGGUGCCUUCAAUUUCUAAUCUUUGAUGCUUUUUCUUUUUGUCUUCUUUUUUUUUUUUUUUUAGUUUACGGAAAUAUGUGUUUACAAGUGGACGGUUAAUUAAUUAUCAUUUCGUUUAUUAUAAGUCUUAUGCCUGAAAG
Molecule: messenger RNA, 621 nt
Organism: Eutrema salsugineum
Lineage: Eukaryota; Viridiplantae; Streptophyta; Magnoliopsida; Brassicales; Brassicaceae
Product: HVA22-like protein e
Exons: 5
Coding region: 91-441 (116 amino acids)
Source: RefSeq, a predicted model, not a curated record